AUGGCUUCAGAUUCUCCCGUCAUUAGUGAUGAGAAUAACAUGACACAUUCUAAAUCAAUUAUUACAGGCAGUUCUCUUGAAGAGCACUCUAAUUAUGGUUUUCAUGAAAUUUCGUCAACGACCGUCAAAAUCCAACAAUUGAAAACUGAUUUGAAUGCAGAGAAUCAAUAUGAAAGACAUGCACUAACUGAAUUGAACGAAGAAUUGCGUUUGAUCGUUGAUCGUGCUCAUCAAUUAGAAUUACAAAAUUCACAAUAUAUGACAAAACUGUUCAAUUUACGACAACAAGUGUUCAUUAAUAGAAUUACUGGUAUACAAACUGAUGAACAUAAUCAUGUACAGACUAAUAUUAUAAAAUUUAACUACGAUAAAGUUAGUUACGAAUCAGAAAUCGAACUCUUUCAAUUGCAAAGUAAAAUAUACGAGGAAAUGCUUCAGUUUGAAACACAAUCAAUCGAUGAACAACGAUUAAAAUUAGAACAAGAAUUGAAACAAUCUUCAUCUGCUCUUAUCGAUCUACGUAAAUCAUAUACAGAAUUAGAACAGAGAGUUGGAAGUUUUCGUGUAGAAUCUGAAUUAGAAUCCAAUUUGAAAACGAUUCAAAUUCAACAUAAUGAAAAAUUUGAAGCACAAACGACUGAAUUACAAUAUUUAUAUGAAAGUAUCAUGGCAAUGGUUAGUAGUGUCGAAGAAAUCCAACGAAGAAAGAAUUUCUUAGAAAGUGAAAUUAUUAUUUAUCGUCAUAUAUUGGGUGCUGAAGUUGCUGAAAAAUCGUCGAAUGAAAAUAUUUUUUCAUCAUCUCUAUAUCAGAAAAUUGUCCUUAACGAUGUAUAUUCAAUGGGUAUAUGA
Rotaria sordida is the source of this 849-nucleotide messenger RNA. The record is from the annotation of a GenBank genome assembly. NCBI's taxonomy places the organism in Eukaryota, Metazoa, Rotifera, Eurotatoria, Philodinida, Philodinidae.